GUUUAAGUUUAUUAGGAAAAAAAUGAAUGUUUUUGGUUAAGAACUCGAACAUGAAGGCAAAUCCGUUCUCUCUUUGGUUUUUGAUUCCUUGGUGCGGGGCCGGCUUCCCGGUCCUCCCACUCGACCUUCGAGAGCUUCGAGAUGAUCGCGCGCUGCUGAUGCCAUCUGAGACCACUGGGCAGCAAGAAGUGGUAAAUAUUCGCUUCGCACCUGGAGAUCGAGAGGAUGUUUUUUCAGUACGCCAUAGUGAAACCGGUGAGAAAGUUCCGUUUUUUCCUUCGGCCACUGACGGAUUCACCUGUUUGGACGCGUUCAACGCUUUGAGGAAGAACGCGCCGCAUCGAAAAUACUUUUUUCACGAAGCAGCAGGAGGCUUUCCGACAGACUUCAAAAAAUUUUUCGCGCCCGAAUACGCCCCGCAUUUCUGUGAAGCCCUGGGCCUACCAUCGCCAGUUUUCGAUUCGCCUCGAGCGAGAAAUCCAGUGGCAGAUGAAGAAACCGAAAACGAUCGCCGCAAGCGGGAGGUUUCCAGAGACAAUUGGCUCCUUUUACAUCCGCGCAACCCUGUAUACGAAGCUAAGCGCAUGCAAUUUCGGAAAGGAACCGAGCCAGCAAAGUAG
This is a messenger RNA of Amoebophrya sp. A25, 620 nucleotides long. The record is from the annotation of a GenBank genome assembly. Lineage: Eukaryota; Dinophyceae; Syndiniales; Amoebophryaceae.